CCAUUAACUUGUAAUUGGAGGGAAGCAUGAUGCUGUUAAUUUAUUCCCAGUGGUGGUAGCUUGACGAAGAAGAGAGUGCCUCCCACACCUUCAAACCCACCAAAAUCUCUAGUGCGCAGGUUAACUCCCACAUCUUCCAAAAUUCCUUUUUCUCUGUACCCACCGACUUCGCACGUUAGCACACCAUUCAGAAAUCGAGAAAAUUCAUGAUUGAUUUUGAAAAAAUAGGUCAGUUAUUUUUGUUUGGAUUAUAAUUGGGUUAUUAUCGGGUUUUGGAUCGAUUGAUCGGUCGAUCGAUCGAUGGGGAUUUGAAUAUGUCGAAAGUGAAGCAUUUACUGCGGAAACUGCAUAUCGGGGAUCAUCAACCCCAAGGUAGACCGCCCACACUCGAUCCGUCCCCUCAAACGACGCCGUCCCAGUCGUCGUUGGCAUCUUCACCUUCAUCUGACCUGAACCCCAUUUUGGCACAACCCGCUUUGGUUUCGCUGGAAAAUGAAAAUUCUGUGUCUAGUUCUAAUUCUAAUAGUAAUUUUAAUUUCUUCGAGGAGGAGUAUCAAGUUCAAUUGGCACUUGCUAUUAGUGUGUCGGAUCCAGGCCAAAACAUCGACCCGGAAACUGCCCAGAUCAACGUCGCCAAGCAAAUUAGUCUUGGGUGCUCGCCCUCUCAAUCCCUUGCCGAAUUUCUCUCGCUUCGUUACUGGAGCUGUAAUGCCAUAAAUUAUGACGAGAAAGUAAUUGACGGGUUCUAUGAUGUUUGUGGAAUUGAAUCACAUUUGUCCUCCCAAGCAAAAAUGCCGUCGCUGGUUGAUCUUCAACUAAUUUCUAUUUUGGAUCAUGUUGGUUCUGAGGUUGUUUUAGUGAACCGCACACUUGACACAGAACUGCGGGAGCUUGAGGAAAAAGUUUAUUGUAUGUUCAAGGAGUGCCUUGCUUUGGAAAGUGGUACAAGCUUUUUAGUUCAAAAAAUUGCUGACCUUAUUGUUGAAAAAAUGGGAGGUCCUGUUAAUGAUGCAGAAGAAAUGUUAAAAAGGUGGAGAGCAAGGAGUUAUGACCUGCAAAUCUUUCUUAAUACAAUCAUCCUUCCCCUUGGGGGUCUUGAUGUUGGACAUUCACGUCAGAGAGCUUUGCUCUUUAAGGUACUUGCUGAUAGGAUUAACCUCCCAUGUAAGCUAGUCAAAGGAAGUUAUUACACUGGCACUGAUGAAGGAGCAGUGAACUUGAUCAAAAUGGACAAUGGAAGUGAGUACAUUGUUGAUCUUAUGGGUGCUCCAGGCACUCUAAUCCCUGCUGAGGUGCUCAGUGGUCAUCACCAAAAUUUUAGUUUAGAUGCAUGGAGUAUUACACGUGUUGUAGGGACCACCAAAAGUUCAUGUACUCCAUUUGACAAAGGAGCUCGAAGCGGUUCACUUAUGCCUAAUAAUGACGAAAAUUAUAAAAUCAAAAGUUCAAGUUCAGAAUCAUCUGCCAUUUUCCCUGAGUCAAAGAGAGACUGCAGGGAUAUCCCGCUAUCAUUAUGCGGAGUUUGUGAAGAGUCUGCAGGUUCUGGAAAGAAAUCAUCACCAAGACAAAAAUUGCAAGUUGAAGAUGUUACGAAAUGUGUAAUUGAUGCCAGAAAAGACCCAGAGUUUACAGGAAAACUUCAUGCUGUUUUGUCAGAGAAUCGUUUAACAUCGACUUUGCCACAAUCUUCAAGAGGACAAAGUAUUCAUAAAAAUAAAUUUGUGAGAGGUGAAAGGAUGAUUAAUUCUUGGCGUCAUCCAGAGAUGUUCUCCAAAAAAGAGAACACUCUUGUACCUUAUUCUGAAGUGCAGGUAUUUAGCAAGGUUUUAUGUAACAGCAGCAAAAACCAUACUUCAGAACUGUUGGGUGGACAACAGCUCGAACUGGAUUUGGCCGUCUCUAGUCCUGGAUAUAAUUCAUCUUUGAAUACCCCAGCCAAAGAAUGUAUGCUUUUCAAAGGUAGAACUGAUGAAGUGAUACAUGAUGAUGAUGAUAUCACCGUGGGUGCUGGCCGUGCAAAUAUAUCAGACAAGUCUACUGUGGAAGUGACAGAAAUAGCCUGCAGUAACCAGUCUAGUGAUAGCAAGAAUCAGAACAUGAAAAAUGACCCUGUGCUGAGUGGUGUUGCUGAAAUUUUGUGGGAGGAUCUUCAGAUUGGUGAACGCAUUGGCAUAGGUUCGUAUGGUGAAGUUUAUCGGGCAGAAUGGAAUGGCACAGAAGUUGCUGUAAAGAGAUUCAUGAAUCAAGAUAUCUCCGGCACUGCACUUGCACAAUUUAGAUGCGAGGUUGAGAUCAUGUUGAGGUUGAGUCAUCCAAAUGUUGUUCUUUUCAUGGGAGCUGUAACUCAGCCUCCAAAUUUGUCCAUAUUGACAGAGUUUCUACCAAGGGGUAGUUUAUUUAAACUGCUGCACCGUCAAAAUAUCCAAAUUGAUGAAAAGAGGCGAAUAAAAAUGGCGCUUGAUGUGGCCAGAGGAAUGAAUUACUUGCAUACUAGUCACCCUAUCAUUGUGCAUCGAGAUUUGAAGACUCCCAAUCUCCUUGUUGACAAAAACUGGGUGGUUAAGGUUUGUGAUUUUGGGAUGUCACGUAUGCAGCACAGCACAUUCCUGUCUUCCAAGUCAACUGCUGGAACGGCGGAGUGGAUGGCACCAGAGGUUUUAAGGAAUGAACCAUCCAAUGAGAAAUCUGAUGUAUAUAGUUUUGGAGUAAUAUUGUGGGAAUUGGCAACUCUUCGUGUACCAUGGAUGGAGAUGAACUCCAUGCAGGUUGUUGGAGCUGUUGGAUUCCAGGGUAGGCACCUUGAGAUUCUGCCCAGUAUUGAUCCAGUGGUUGCAGAGAUAAUUAGUGACUGUUGGAAACGAAAUCCACAAGCACGCCCUUCUUUUAAGCAGAUUAUCAGCCGUCUGAGGUGUUUGCAGCGUCUAAAUUUGCAGACAGAGACUCCUGCAUCUCAGCAGUAAGUAAUUCUGUUGUAUCAAUAGCUUAGAGGUUGUUUCCGGACUUAAAGGAGCCAGGGCUAGAGAGCGUUUAGUUGGGAGCCUCCUGUAGACAAAGUAGUUUAUAAAAGGUUGUCACAAAAGGAAGAGUUGGUUCAUUCGAAGUGGGGACUAAACACGACCAAGGAUAUCCUCCUGUCGAUAGUCUCACAAAGUGCAGUCGGGAGGGUAAUGAUGGAGAGCUGUUGGUGCCUAAACACUUCAAGAUAAUUUACAUCGUAAAAAGUUGAGAAAUGAAAAAAUAUACAUAUAUCUACAGGCGUUUUCGCGAUAGGUUUAGCAUUAAAACAAAUGUACCAUCUAUAUGUAAGAAGUCUGUUUAAUAAGAAUAGAAAAGGGGAGUUUGGAGAAUCUGUGGGGAUCAAGGGAGCAACUGUAAAAAUGAGGUCUCUGCUGUCUGUCUUCUUCUUUUGGAGAAAAUGAAAGAUGAAACAAAUAUUUUCCCUUAUAUGUUAAUGGUUUAUGUUGUUUUAUGGCA
This is a messenger RNA of Olea europaea var. sylvestris, 3474 nucleotides long. Its product is annotated as serine/threonine-protein kinase EDR1-like. Gene Ontology annotation, biological process: protein phosphorylation. Lineage: Eukaryota; Viridiplantae; Streptophyta; Magnoliopsida; Lamiales; Oleaceae. The record is from RefSeq and is a predicted model, not a curated record. Gene Ontology annotation, molecular function: ATP binding; protein kinase activity. The transcript is spliced from 13 exons. The coding region runs from base 315 to 2960 and encodes 881 amino acids.